Osmerus eperlanus (European smelt) is the source of this 2854-nucleotide messenger RNA. It is a transcript of the gene foxred2, whose product is annotated as FAD-dependent oxidoreductase domain containing 2. Gene Ontology annotation, cellular component: endoplasmic reticulum lumen. Gene Ontology annotation, molecular function: flavin adenine dinucleotide binding; monooxygenase activity. Lineage: Eukaryota; Metazoa; Chordata; Actinopteri; Osmeriformes; Osmeridae. Bases 135 to 2219 code for a protein of 694 amino acids. The transcript has 10 exons. The record is from RefSeq and is a predicted model, not a curated record.
UGGGUCUCGAGAAGGGGGCGCGGGCUCCCUUACAAAACCAGACCGUUUUUAAAAAUGUAGGUCUGUUACCGUCCCAGGCUGAUGACAAACCACGAGAUCUACCGGGAUUAGAAUACACCGCACCUACAGGUGUCAUGGCCGGCGCCCUCCUCCAUCUUAUGGUCCUCCUGACAACUCUGCCCCACCGUCUCCAUGGAGACCAGAAUAACGGCCACAACGCCUCCCGUCGCCAUGACUACUGCGUGCUGGGGGCGGGUCCUGCAGGCCUGCAGAUGGGCUACUUCCUGCAGCGGGCACAGAGGGAUUACAUCAUCCUGGAGAGGAACUCUGGACCCGGCAGCUUCUUCAACAUCUACCCGCGCCACAGGAAGCUGAUCAGCAUCAACAAGAUCUACACCGGGAGGCGGAACCCAGAGUUCAACCUGCGACACGAUUGGAACUCCCUCCUGAGUGACAGGCCCGACCUGCUGUUCCAACGAGUCAGCCGGGAGCUGUACCCGAGGGCCGAGGCGUUGCCGCGGUACCUGGCACUGUACGAGCACAAGCUGGACCUCACUGUGAGGUACGGGGAGGAUGUGGCACGAGUCAGCGCCUCUGGGCCGGACUCCACCAGGACAUACACCCUCACCACCCACCAAGGACAGGAGUACCAGUGCAGAGUCCUGCUGGUGUCCACGGGGCUAUGGGUUCCCCAGCAAGUCCAGUUUGAGGGCUGGCAGCUGGUGGAGGGCUACGAGUCCAUCCCUGUGGACCCGGAGCAGUACCGCGACCAGGCCGUGCUGAUCCUGGGGAAGGGCAAUGCAGCCUUCGAGACGGCCCAGAGCAUGCUGGGAAGGGCCAGCAGGGUGCACCUCUACAGCCCCAGCCCUGUCCGGCUCGCCUGGCAGACGCACUACGUAGGAGACCUCCGGGCCGUGAACAACGAGCUGUUGGACACGUACCAGCUGAAGUCUCUGGACGGGCUGGUGGAGGGACGCCUGGAGGACAUUGCCAUCCUGCCCCGGGGAGGGGAGGAGGACGAGGAGGAGGAAGAGGAGGAGGGGAGUGCUGUCAGGGGGAGGAGGAGGAGGAGGAGGAAGAAGAGGAGGGACGCGGGGGGGAGGAGGAGGCAGCUGUACCUCACACUGGCGGAGCUCCUACAAGGCAGAAACAGGUCAGAGGUUAACCCCUCCCAUCUGCCGGCCUAUCACAAUGACAACUUCUCCCUGAGACAGCCUUACGACCGCGUGAUUCGCUGUCUGGGGUUCCGCUUCAACUUCAGCAUAUUUGACAGCUCUGCCAGGCCCCCCAGCAGUGAGGGUGUCAGGGGGCGGUUGCCAGGAGUGACGGCGUGGUACGAGGGCCGUGGAACCCCGGGGCUGUUUGUUCUGGGAGCCGCCGCCCACGCCAGAGACUACCGCUCCUCUGCUGGGGGCUUCAUACACGGCUUCCGCUACACGGUGCGGGCAGUUCACCGACUGUUGGAGCAGCGUUACCAUAGCAACCCCUGGCCGGUAACAAAGCUGUGGACCAAUCAGCUGCUUAGCUGGCUGCUGAGGCGGGUCAACGAGGCAUCUGGACUGUACCAGAUGUUCAGCACGCUGGGGGAUGUGGUGCUGCUGCAGGGGGCCCAGUGUGAGUACCUGGAGGAGUUCCCCCUGCAGGCUCUUCCCCGGUUCCCCUCCCUGUCCGGCCGGCCUGCCCCGCCCCACGGCCUGCUGGUCCUGGUGCUGCAGUAUGGGCUGAACCGCUCCAGCGACCCCCUGGGGCCCGGCCGGGCCGAGUCUGAGUGGCCCCGCGCCUGGAGGUCCAACUUCCUCCAUCCCGUCCUCUACUUCUACCACACCCUGCCCACAGAGAGGGAGAUGAGACUUCGCCCCCCUGGCUGGCCCCUCCCCCGGCCCGCUGCCAUACAUCACAUGAUCGAGGACUUCCUGACUGAGUGGGAGGGGCCUGUCUCUCACAGCCAACCGCUGCGUCGCUUCCUGGAGCACUGCCUUCAGACGGACCUCAGAGCCUUCUACGCAGAGUCGUGUUUCCGCUUCUCCCUGACCAAUCACCAGCCUCCGCUGUUCUGUCGUCAGGGUUACCUGAAGAAGCAGGGGCUGAUGGGUAGCAGAGGGCGGGAUAAUGACGAGGCAUGGCCACGCCCCUCCCAGCAGGACUCCGGCCCCUCCUUCCCCGGCAUGCUGACGCCAGGGGCAGCCUCCGUGUCAUCACCCAUGAACUUUGACUUCUGACUGUUCAAACCACAGGACCUCUGACCACAGGAAAUCAACACAGACACAGCCAGAACUAGUGUGGAUGUGUACUGGACUAACUCUACCUCACACAUCCUCACUUUGAAAUGGUAAAUGUACAUUAUGAGCAGACUUGUUCAUGUGCUCCUCCCCAUCCUUUACCAAAUCAUUAUUAUAUUCGACUCGCCAUUAUUUCUAAAGAUAGAAUUGUAGCUUUAAUGAAAUGUAGCUUAAAUGAAAUGUAUAGUUUGUUGGUGAUGGGUUGGGUUUCACAGUGAAGAAAUCAGUGAGGAAAUAAUUAUGCACUAUUUAUUUUUUAUACUGUAUGUUAGGCUGUGUUUCUGUCUUCUCUGUUCACAGAUAUUAUAGAGAGAAUGUCAGUAAAUAUUCUAGUUCUUUUGAAAUAUCAAUAUUUCUCAUUCCGUUUUUUCAAAUAAAAACAAUUAAUUUAUGUAUAUAAUCAAAGCCAUGUAUGUUCACAAUCUGAUUUCAAUGUUUUACGUUUAAUUUGCCCAUUUUCUUUGGAUUUGAAUUCUUCCGAAUGUGCUCAGUUGUUUUUGUUUCUAUUGGACUAACACCAAUGAAUCUGUGCUCUGAUUGGUCGUGGAUGCUUUUAAAAUGUCGCCUGAGCAAUG